Diaporthe citri is the source of this 2304-nucleotide messenger RNA. RefSeq lists its product as uncharacterized. NCBI's taxonomy places the organism in Eukaryota, Fungi, Ascomycota, Sordariomycetes, Diaporthales, Diaporthaceae. The coding region runs from base 1 to 2304 and encodes 767 amino acids. The transcript is spliced from 3 exons. Gene Ontology annotation, molecular function: RNA binding; RNA helicase activity; ATP binding. Gene Ontology annotation, cellular component: spliceosomal complex; intracellular anatomical structure. The record is from RefSeq and is a predicted model, not a curated record.
AUGGCUGACAAGUCCAAGGGCACCAAGAGGCCCAGCGCCGACACCGACACCGACACUCCGGGCUCCCCAAAGCGAGCACGGCAGGCGGGCGCAAUGGACGGAUACAACCCCUACCUAGCCCACCAGUACGGCGACCAGAACGGCUCCGCAAAGUCGUCUGCAUGGCCUGCAUUCAACGGCAUCAAGCGCCACGAGACCAACGAGAAGCAGAUCACCGGGCUCGAGGACGCCGACGACAACCCGUGGACGGGCGAGCCGCACAGCCAGAAGUACUUCAGGAUCCUGGAAGGGAGGAGGAACCUGCCCGUCCACAAGCACCGCCAGGAGUUCCUCGACAUCUACCACAACACCCAGAUCAUGGUCUUUGUCGGAGAGACCGGUUCCGGAAAGACCACGCAGAUCCCACAAUAUGUCCUCCACGACGAGCUCCCCCAGUUCACCGGCAAGCUCAUCGCCUGUACCCAGCCCCGCCGAGUCGCCGCCACCAGCGUCGCCCAGCGUGUCGCCGACGAGCUCGACGUCACGCUCGGCAACGAGGUCGGUUACAGCGUCCGUUUCGAUAACUGCACCUCCGACAAGACCAUGCUCAAGUACAUGACCGACGGUCAGCUGCUGCGAGAGUGUAUGCACGACAACGACAUGUCUCGAUACGCCUGCAUCAUCAUCGACGAGGCCCACGAGCGCACACUCGCCACUGAUAUUCUCAUGGCCCUGCUCAAGGAGAUUUCUCAGCGUCGAAAGGACCUCAAGAUCAUCAUCAUGUCUGCCACCCUCGACGCCCAAAAGUUCCAGAAAUACUACUUUGAUGCGCCACUGCUGGCCGUCCCCGGAAGAACACAUCCAGUGCAGCUCUUUUACACCCCUGAGGCGGAGAGGGACUAUAUCGAGGCCUCCAUCAGGACGGUUCUCCAGAUCCAUGCGACAGAGGACGAGGGCGACAUCCUGCUGUUCCUGACCGGAGAGGAGGAGAUCGAGGACGCUUGUAGGAGAAUCCGCCUUGAGGUUGAUGAGAUGCUGCGCGAGUCGGACGUUGGCCAGAUGUCGAUUUACCCCCUUUACGGUACCCUGCCACCUCACCAGCAGCAGCGCAUCUUCGACAAGGCGCCAGGCCCUAUCAAACCGGGUGGACGUCCCGGAAGGAAAUGUAUCGUGGCCACAAAUAUUGCAGAAACGUCGCUUACGAUCGAUGGCAUUGUUUACGUCGUCGAUCCGGGCUUCAGCAAGCAAAAGAUCUACAACCCCCGAAUCCGUGUCGAGUCGCUGCUUGUCAGCCCUAUUAGCAAGGCAUCCGCACAACAACGAGCGGGUCGUGCCGGUCGUACGCGACCAGGAAAGUGCUUCAGACUGUACACAGAACCAGCGUUCAAGAAGGAACUCAUCGAGCAGACCUACCCCGAGAUCCUUCGGUCGAACCUGUCGAACACGAUCCUGCAGCUCAAACGGCUCGGUGUCCAAGAUUUGGUCCACUUCGACCUCCUGGACCCGCCGGCACCUGAGACGAUGAUGCGCGCUCUUGAGGAGCUCAACUUCUUGGCCUGCCUGGACGACGAGGGCGAGCUCACCCCACUGGGCAGCCUGGCGUCCGAGUUCCCGCUCGACCCCCAGCUGGCAGUCAUGCUCAUCAGCAGCCCCGAGUUCUAUGCCAGCAACGAAGUCCUCUCGAUCGUCUCCCUGCUUUCCGUGCCAUCACCGUGGGUCCGUCCCAACACAGCACGGAAACGUGCCGACGAGAUGAAGGCACAGUUUGCCCACCCGGAUGGCGACCACCUCACGCUGCUCAACUUGUAUCAUGCCUUCAAGGCCGAGAUGAACAAAGGAACGGACGUGAAGACUUGGUGCCACGAGCACUUCUGCAGCAUACGACACCUGAGCUCGGCCGAUAACGUACGCGCCCAGCUCAAGCGUAUCAUGGAGACGCAUGGCAUCGAGCUGGUAUCUACAGACUUUAACGACAAGAACUAUUACAACAACAUCCGGCGGGCCCUUGUUGCCGGAUUUUUCAUGCAGGUGGCGAUGAAGGACACGAGCAAGAGCUACACUACGAUCAAGGACAACCAGCCCGUUUUGAUCCACCCGUCGAGCGUGAUAAAGGCGGACUACGAGUGGGUCAUCUACCACGAGUUUGUCCUCACCAGCAAGCAAUACAUCCGUACCGUCACCGGUGUCCGCCCCGAGUGGCUUCUGGAGAUUGCACCAGUCUACUACGACCUAGACACGUUCGACAAGGGCGAGGUCAAGACGGCUCUGCAGAGGGUCACGGAGAGGAUCCGCCGGAAGCAGGCUAUGAAGGGAGGGAGAGCCUAG